Myotis davidii is the source of this 2645-nucleotide messenger RNA. RefSeq names its product homeobox C4 (gene HOXC4). The record is from RefSeq and is a predicted model, not a curated record. Gene Ontology annotation, molecular function: RNA polymerase II cis-regulatory region sequence-specific DNA binding; DNA-binding transcription factor activity, RNA polymerase II-specific. NCBI's taxonomy places the organism in Eukaryota, Metazoa, Chordata, Mammalia, Chiroptera, Vespertilionidae. The coding region runs from base 1028 to 1822 and encodes 264 amino acids. The transcript has 2 exons. Gene Ontology annotation, cellular component: nucleus. Gene Ontology annotation, biological process: anterior/posterior pattern specification; regulation of transcription by RNA polymerase II; embryonic skeletal system morphogenesis.
GAAGAGCGCCCAGGGCCCUGGCGGGACACAGCUCAGGCGGCGCUGACUCCUGGCAGGUCUCUCUCCUCCUUGCCCCAGCUCCUCAGGAAGCAGCUUGCAGGCAGUGGUCAGAAAGCAGCAGGCCAGACCGAAUGGAGGGUGGGAAUAGCAAGCGGCAGUAGAAGAGGUACUAGGUUCCUGGGCUGGGACAGGGAGGCUCAGUGGGUGCUCGGGAGGGCAAGGCUGCUGAACUCUGCUUUUGCCAACCACUUCCUGUCUCUCUUCAGCGGGGGCUCAACCCCCAGACCUCCAGAAAUGACGUCAGAAUCAUUUGCAUCCCACUGCCUCUACCUGCCCGGUCCAGCUGGGACCCUGCCUCGCCGGCCCCUUGGCCAGAGGGUUGGGUGAGUGUGUAUACACGGGGAGGGGCUGGACUCUGGUAUGCUUGGAUGGGGGGCACCCCAGGCUCUUCAGCCUCCUGGGCUCAGCCUGGGCUCCUCCCCAUCCAACCUCCACUCCAGUCCUCAUUCAACUUCCUCUUCCUGCGAAAGAGGGGCGCUGCCCGGUGACCUCCACAGACAGACAGGAUCGCCAUGCCUGGAAACCUCCGGAGAAGCUCAGGAGCUGAGGCCCCAGGGGCCCAUCGGCAGCCCAAGGGGAGACUUCAGGAGCGGGCUGAGUCACAGCCUCCCGACAGCCCCUCAAUGCCCAGGCUGGGGAGGAGCGCUGGGGGCGUCCUCUCCUUUCACAGGGGAGGGCUGUCAGUCUGUGGGGUGUGCACUGAGACACCCCAGCCCCUGCCAGCUAACCCCACAUCAGCACCACCACCACCCCAGCAGCAGCACCACCACCACCACACACACAAAAAAAUUGGAUACAUUUUGAAUAAAGCGAUUCGGUUCCUUAUCCGGGGACUGGGUUGCUCCGUGUGAUUGGCCGGCGGAGUCACAUGGUGAAAGUAACUUUACAGGGUCGCUAGCUAGUAGGAGGGCUUUAUGGAGCAGAAAAACGACAAAGCGAGAAAAAUUAUUUUCCACUCCAGAAAUUAAUGAUCAUGAGCUCGUAUUUGAUGGACUCUAACUACAUCGAUCCGAAAUUUCCUCCAUGCGAAGAAUAUUCGCAAAAUAGCUACAUCCCUGAACACAGUCCGGAAUAUUACGGCCGGACCAGGGAAUCGGGAUUCCAGCAUCACCACCAGGAGCUGUACCCACCACCGCCUCCGCGCCCUAGCUACCCCGAGCGCCAGUAUAGCUGCACCAGCCUCCAGGGGCCGGGCAAUUCGAGAGGCCACGGGCCGGCCCAGGCGGGCCACCACCACCCCGAGAAAUCACAGCCGCUCUGCGAGCCGGCGCCUCUCUCAGGCGCCUCCGCCUCCCCGUCCCCAGCCCCGCCAGCCUGCAGCCAGCCAGCCCCUGACCAUCCCUCCAGCAACGCCAGCAAGCAACCCAUAGUCUACCCAUGGAUGAAAAAAAUCCACGUUAGCACGGUGAACCCCAAUUAUAACGGAGGGGAACCCAAGCGCUCGAGGACAGCCUACACCCGGCAGCAAGUCCUGGAAUUAGAGAAAGAGUUUCAUUACAAUCGCUACCUGACCCGAAGGAGAAGGAUCGAGAUCGCCCACUCGCUGUGCCUCUCUGAGAGGCAGAUCAAAAUCUGGUUCCAAAACCGUCGCAUGAAAUGGAAGAAGGACCACCGACUCCCCAACACCAAAGUCAGGUCAGCGCCCCCGGCCGGCGCUGCGCCCAGCACCCUCUCGGCAGCCACCCCGGGCACUUCUGAAGACCACUCCCAGAGCGCCACGCCGCAGGAGCAGCCGCGGGCAGAGGACAUUACCAGGUUAUAAAACAUAACUCACACCCUGCCCCCACCCCAUGCCCCCAUCCUCCCCUCACAUACAAAUUGACUCUUAUUUAUAGAAUUUAAUAUAUAUAUAUUUUGGUUCUUUUCUCUCUUCUUCCCACCUUAUCCCUUGUCAGUUCCAAACAGACAGGACAGAUAAACAAACAAGCCCCCUGCCCUUCUCUCCCUUCUACUAUUAAGGACCCUUAAAGCAUGUGAUGUUGUCUUAGCAUGGUACCUGCUGGGUUUGGUUUUGUUUUUUUAAAGGCCAUUUUGGGGGGUUAUUUAUUUUUUAAGAAAAAAAACUGCAAAAAUUAUAUAUUGCAAGGUGUGCUGGUCUGGUUUGGGUGAAUUUCAGGGGAAAUGAGGAAAAGAAAAAAGGAAAGAGAUUUUUAAAGCUAAUUCUCAUCCUUCUCCUCCUCCUCCUUCUCCCCCCUCUUUCCUUAGGCCUUUUGCAUUGAAAAUGCACCAGGGGAGGUUAGCGAGAGGGAAGUCAUUUUAAGGAGAACAAAGCUAUGAAGUUCUUUUGUAUUAUUGUUGUGGGGGGAGGCUGGGAGGGGAUGGGGGAAGACAGCAGACAAAGCUAAAUGCAUCUGGAGAGCCUCUCAGAGCUGUUCAGUUUGAGGAGCCAAAAGAAAAUAAAAAUGAACUUUCAGUUCAGAGAGGCAAGUCUAUAGGUAGAAUCUCCCCACCUCGCCCCCCAUCGUGGUUAUUGUGUUUUUGGACUGAAUUUACUUGAUUAUUGUAAAACUUGCAAUAAAGAAUUUUAGUGUCGAUGUGAAAUGCCCCGUGAUCAAUAAUAAACCAGUGGAUGUGAAUUAGUUUUA